Messenger RNA from Caenorhabditis sp. 36 PRJEB53466, 2522 nucleotides. The record is from the annotation of a GenBank genome assembly. Lineage: Eukaryota; Metazoa; Nematoda; Chromadorea; Rhabditida; Rhabditidae.
AUGGAAAAGGCUCUCGAUGCGACCAACUUGCCACCUGGCACUUUUGUGAACACUUUCAGCCCGAACCCGAUUAUCUUUUUCAUGUUUCCAGGUGUACAAAUGGACGGUGGAGCGGAAACUCGCUCAAGGAGACUUUAGUUUCAUCUACGCGUGCAACGGGUCCAGCAACAUGUCCGCUCAGAAGCAGUUUGCGUUGAAGUGCGAGAGUGCGGAGAGUCCGUUGCAGAUGCUCAAGGUGGAGGCGUACGUGCUGCAAAAGAUCUCGAAACGCAACUCGCGCCACUUUUGCGACAUCGAAGACAUUGGCAAAUUCCAAGGGAUCCACUAUAUCGUGAUGCACAUGGUCGGCCGCGCACUCGUCGACUACGUGAAGACGUCGCUCAGCGGCAUGCUCACCGUCAACUGUGCUCUGAGCGUCGGCGUUCAGAUCGUGGAGGCGUUGGAGGAUCUGCACAACUGCGGAUUCAUCCAUCGGGAUCUGAAGCCCUCGAAUAUUUGUCUCGGCAGAAAGGAUCGCGGCGAGUCGGGCAAGGUCUACUUGCUCAGUUUCGGCAUCUCUAGAAAGUAUCUGGACUCCAAGGUUCAAUCGGAAACACCGCUAUUGACAAUCUGUAUUUGACCUUCAGAAACAAAUUCGAAAGGCUCGGGAGCAAGUGGAGUUCCGCGGGACCGUCCGUUACGCCUCUCUAGCGUGCCACCAGCUCCAGGAGCUCAGCAGAAAGGACGAUUUGGAGUCGGCGCUCUACGUGCUCGCCGAGUGUCUCACUGGCCAACUGCCCUGGAAGGGCCUGCCCGACGGCGCCGCGGUGGCAAAAGUCAAGCAGCAGAGCCGUCAGCCGCCGGCCGUCUUCCAGUUGUUCCGCGGAGCUUGCCCCAUCGACGAACUCCGUGAGCUCAUGGUCCUCAUCGAUUCGUACGAUUACAACGCGACGCCGGACUACGCCAACAUGUAUACGGUGGGUUGGGACGUGCGUCAGAGCAGCGCUUUUUGUCGUUCGAUUUGCGUCAAUCGUUCUGACUUUGUGCGCAUUCGUAUCUUUCUGAUUUCCUGUUUUUAUUUUCAGAUUCUUCGCCGUGCAAUCCGUCGCAACGCGCAGCCGGAGCAUCCGUACGAUUGGGAGCAAGGCGGCACGAACCCACUGUGCGACUUGUAACCGAACCGAAUAAAGAGAUGUUGUUCUUUCCCUUCUCGCUCUGACUUCUGCUACAUUUUUCUCGGCUUGUUCGGGAGCUACUGCUCCGGAGAGCUCUCCUUGGCAACCGAAGAAAGUGGGCGGAGCCUAUCGGAUUCUUGUUUCGGGAUCUCAUUCGAUACACUCUCUCGCUCUCUAGGCACACACCCACCUUUUCUGCCACCACCGCCCCGUUUUCCCAUUAUCCUUCUCCUCCUCCUCCUCCGCCGCCUUCGUUUUCUUUCUCUGCUUCAGAAGCCGGCGCAUUCAAUUCUGAUUGCUCUUUUUGAUUAGGUUCCGGGGCAAAGAAUAGGUCAUUUAUAGGAGUAUCCUGAAAGUUCUUUCAUCUGUGAUCGUCCCUGUUAGAUUCCCGAUUCGAACUCACUCCGGAGGACUGGAAUAACAAUAAUAAUAAGCGAGAGUCGGCUGAAAAUUUGCUGUUCUCCCAUUUUCAUCGUUGUCGUUGCGUCGCGAAAAGGACGGAUUUUCGAAAUGAGAACUUCACUUCUUCCCGGUUCUUUCGGUGUGAGAACCUUCCUGAGAGCCAACGUCAAUCCGUUGUCAGUUGAGUACAUUCGCAUGAUUUACUGAACUUUUUGUAUUCUCGUUAUUAUUAUGGUGAUUGCCUUCGGAAUCCGAAUAACUUUUCCUCAGUGACGUGUAGACAUUUUCAUGACUAAUUGGUUUGCGUGCUUCCACCUGCACGCCCCCGUGAUAUUCAUUUGCUGAUCCUGGUUUGCAGGAGGAGAAAGUUCAACGACAUGAACGGCAACUUCGGGCAGUACAUCAACAACUGCGACAACUUGGACGAGCAAAUCAGCGUCACCGACUUCAUCAAGACCCUCAAGAAGGUGGGCCCAACCGCUACCGUACUCUCAAUCGGUGGCACACUUCCAGGUGGAGUCUUGCGACACUCUCAACGGCCGUGAGAGCAGCUCGUCGAGCUCGUCCAUCGACAAACUGACCAAGCUGCCGGAGGACGGGCGCAAAGUCGACAAGAAGGCCAGCGCAAACGACUUGCUGCAGAACAUGCGCAAGCGUUUCGUGCACCGAGCCACCGAGCCCAUCUUCCACGCCUUGCCAGAGGCGCAGGUAAGCAGGUGUGUUCUCCCCCCAUCUCCCCGCAUGGCUUUGAUGUCGUUCGCAGCAGUGGUGACUACUGAAAGUGUUCGAUACAACAAAGCUCUUCCCCGAAAGUGUGGUCGCGAUAGAGCCGAGCAUUUCAGGAACGGAGAGUCGUCAGCGGGCGGGACGGCGUCUCCACUGACGUCUCACUCGGCGUCGGGCAGUCGCAAAUCGUCGAAGGAGGACGGUGCGGCGGCGGCGGCGGCGCCAGCGACGACUUUAUGA